CCUCCUUGAUUCACUAGUUUACCGAGCGAGCAGCAGAGAUUAUGGUGUCACAGUCAUAGUUUUAGUGAUAUUUAAAUCAUGACGAUUACAGAUAGGAAUGUAAUUCGGUUUCACCUUCAAAACAUUCAUGGGAUAACUGUGAAGACAUUUGAGAAGAAAAAGGAGAGACUGUUCAUCAGUGGCACAAAGAUCUUUGGUGUUCCUCUGGAAAAUUUAGCAAGACGCUACAUUCCUGAGUUUGGUCUGGUACCCUGCUUUUUGGUGGAUGCUUGCUCAUUUCUUCUGGAGCGUGCUGGGACUGUGGGCCUGUUCAGGAAACCAGGCUCUCUUCCUCGCAUUAAGACCCUCAGGGCCAAGCUGAAUUGCGGAGAAGGCUGUCUACCCACAGCCCUCCCUAAUGACGUGGCCACUCUCAUCAAACAGUUUUGCAGGGAGCUGCCUGAGCCUUUGUUCCCCUCUGAGCUCCAUGCAGCUCUUCUCAAGGCCCAGGCACUGCCCGCCCCGCAGGACAGGACCUCUGCCCUCCAGCUGCUGUCCUGUUUGCUACCUGCCAGAAACUCCUCCUGUCUGCAUUACCUGUUUGACUUCCUCUCCAAAGUUUCCAAGAGACUUUUACCAUUUCAUGUGUUGCUCAGAUGCACUGAAAACUUGAUGACCAGCUCCAACCUCGCUACAGUCUUUGUUCCAUGUCUUUUACCGCCUCCCAACAAGGCAGAGAUGUCUGAAAGGCGCCUCGAACUCAGAGUUCUCGUCCUGCGCAGCUUCAUUGAGAAUCCACAUUUAUUUGGUGUGAUUCCUAAGGCUGUCAUGGAUAGUAUGGAAUUUCUGACGAACUUCCAUCUUCCGAAAGACACAAAGAAAGGACAGAGAAAGAGACACAGUUUUAGAGUGAUGCGGUCUGUGAAGACCGUACCAUGGAUUCAAGGGAGGUCAAAGGUCAGACCACCAGUCUCUGAGCAGAGCCAGGGGUCCACAUCAACAGAAAAACCAACCCUCAGGAGAAGUGUUGGUCUGGAGACCUUCCCCAAUCUACUGCUAUUUAGGACCUGCAUGCCUUGUGCAGAAGACGGUUUCAGACCUGCAGCAGCUGCCUUGGAUGGCUCCAGUCCUCCUGGCAAAGAGGGAUGCAAGACACCACAUGAGAGAUUAAAAAGAGAUCUGCGUUUGGCUAAUUUCUCUAGGUUCACCAGAGGACACGAUGCAGAUGGCUCUCCUGUACUCACCGCUAUGGGGAAACUGCAGCUCACACCUUGGAGGAGACGCUCUUCUCUCUAAAGUAUUAAGUAGUCAUGUUGAUUGCCCGACGUGAUCAGUGCUGAUAGAUCAGUUUUGGUACAUUGUCCUAGAUCAGAGCACUUAGUAAUAUUUUAACAGUCUACAUUUUAAUAAAUUUAUGUAUUUCACUGUUUUUAUCAAAA
This is a messenger RNA of Thunnus maccoyii (southern bluefin tuna), 1418 nucleotides long. RefSeq names its product rho GTPase-activating protein 11A-like. Gene Ontology annotation, biological process: signal transduction. The record is from RefSeq and is a predicted model, not a curated record. Lineage: Eukaryota; Metazoa; Chordata; Actinopteri; Scombriformes; Scombridae. The coding region runs from base 79 to 1275 and encodes 398 amino acids. The transcript has 8 exons.